ACACGCGUCGCGAGCGCAUCAUUGUUGUCUGAGACAGUUUUACGUGUAUUCUGUAAGGUCCAUCAGGACGCACAGUACUUACACACCAUCUUCCUUCAUUUCCGUCAUGAUAUUCAGAAAUACGGAUUGUUGUCAGUUCACCUCAAAACGCAGUCAAAUGCUAAACAAGAAGCUCACACAUUGACAGUACAGCCUACGCCUAAGCAUCUACAUCGUGGGUUUGUCAGUUCACGACAUAUAAUACCUUUCUGGGAUAAAUAGUUCUUGCUCUGCAAAGGAUUUCUUACACUUUAAUACUUUCUCAGCUAGAAAAGAAGCCAGAAUGGCAGCGAACAGUCUAACCCCUGAUACCCGAGUAGGGUUUUUAGGGGCAGGAAAGAUGGCUCAAGCACUCGCGAGCGGCUUCGUUAAAACAGGGCUCGUACAAGCGGGCAACAUUACAGCCAGCCGACGACACCCCGAGGCUCCGAACAUUCUCAAGGACAUGGGUGUCAUGGUAACCGGGGACAACAAGGAGGUCGUCAGACGCAGCAACUUGGUCUUCAUUGCCGUCAAGCCAAACAUGGUGGAGGCUGUGUUAAAAGACAUAGCAGAAACAGUCACAGUUGAUAACUUGAUAAUUUCCAUAGCUGCUGGGAUCACAAUAGCUACCUUACAGAAGGAGCUACCCCCCGGGACACGUCUCAUACGGGUUGUUCCAAAUCUGCCCGCCCUGGUAGGCCAGGGGGCGGCGGUGUUGUCGCGGGGAAUAACAGCAAGGGAGGAGGAUGUGUCACUGGUGAUGACGUUGGUGCGGAGCGUUGGUCAGUGCGACGAAGUACCAGAAAGUCUACAAGAUUCGGCAACCGGAGUCAGCGGCAGCGGCCCAGCAUACGCAUUUGCAGCAAUAGAGGCUCUGUCAGACGGAGGGGUGAAGAUGGGGCUCCCCAGAGACCUGGCCAUGAAACUCGCAGCACAGACCAUGUUGGGAGCAGCCAAGAUGGUUCUCGAGUCUGGAAAACAUCCAGGUCAACUGAAAGAUGAAGUUUGCUCCCCAGGGGGCACCACCAUUGCUGCCAUGCAUAAACUAGAGAAAGCAGGGUUCAGGGGGGCCUUGAUUGAUGCGGUGGAAGCCGCGACACUACGAGCAAGGGAGCUAGGACAGAAGAAGUGAAAAGUGUUAUAUUUGUUUUUGUUUUGUUGUUGUUUAACACCGCACUCAGCAAUAUUCUAGCUAUGUGACGGUGGGUGUAUAUAAUGAAGUCUCGACCAGACAUAAGAUGACAUGCAUCAACCAAGUCAGCGAGCCUGACCACCCGAUCCCGUUUGUCGCCUCUUACCACAAGCAUGAUCGCCUUUUACGGCAAGCAUGUGAAUUCUAACCAGGCUCUUCACUGUUAUAUUUAUAUUAUAUAUGAGCCACUCAACUGCUAUGAUACAAAAAACACCAAUGUUAAGAAUGAGUCUUUCUCCGGGUUGAUUUGCGACUGGGAAUACAGCUGGAUGUUUUCUGAAGCCAAUUUCUCAAUUAAUAAAGUGCAUAAGGUUUAAUAUACUGAGGUCCUAUAUGGGACCACUCAUGAUAUAAUAUGUAUGUCCAUUUGAACAACAGCCUGGAGAAAGAAAUGCUUAAUGAUUUGAAAUUCUAUAAAUUUAGAUGCAUCGGGAUAUUACAAGGUUGAUAGUUCUCAUUUUAAUUUGAUAUUCAAUUGUUUAUGAUACAAAAAUGCCUUUUUCCAUGAACUAUAUAUUUAUUGUUCAUGUAUAUAUGUUAAGAGCUCUGUGAAGAAGUGUCCGUUGAAUGGAUGUCAGUAUUCACUACUCAUUGUGCUACAGAAAUGACAGCCCGACCGGAUAGAAUGGAGCCACGCUGAACGAUCUAUUAUCGCUGCACACAAUAAGACUGCAGAAACGCUACAUUAGGGGAAAGCUGAAGAGGUGAUGUGCACAAUUAUGUGUGCUACUCGCAGCUGUUUGAGUUGACGGGUGUGUAAACGAAUCUCCUACAUAUACAACUGAAUUAUACCUAUAAAUCAUUUUUGUGUUCCGUUUCUGUUUAGCCAAAUGAGAUUUAUUUUAACUGUCUUUAUCACAAUAAAUAUUUUAUAAACGAU
Haliotis rufescens (red abalone) is the source of this 2093-nucleotide messenger RNA. RefSeq names its product pyrroline-5-carboxylate reductase 3-like. The transcript is spliced from 6 exons. The coding region runs from base 323 to 1153 and encodes 276 amino acids. The record is from RefSeq and is a predicted model, not a curated record. Lineage: Eukaryota; Metazoa; Mollusca; Gastropoda; Lepetellida; Haliotidae. Gene Ontology annotation, molecular function: pyrroline-5-carboxylate reductase activity. Gene Ontology annotation, biological process: L-proline biosynthetic process.